Molecule: messenger RNA, 2283 nt
Organism: Capronia coronata CBS 617.96
Lineage: Eukaryota; Fungi; Ascomycota; Eurotiomycetes; Chaetothyriales; Herpotrichiellaceae
Exons: 1
Coding region: 1-2283 (760 amino acids)
Biological process (GO): tRNA pseudouridine synthesis; mRNA pseudouridine synthesis
Cellular component (GO): nucleus; cytoplasm
Molecular function (GO): pseudouridine synthase activity; RNA binding
Source: RefSeq, a predicted model, not a curated record
AUGUCAGAGAAUGCGCAAUAUAAGGACCACGGGUCCAAGAAGAACAUAUACGACAAGAGACACCCCGCUGAAGAAGAAGAAUAUCCCUCCCAUGAUAUGGGCGCCGAAUCUACAUCUCCUGCGGCAGACUACACGACCUACAGCACGGCGGAUCUGAUCGAUCGCAUUUCAGCGCUUGAACGACAAUUACGGGAACAGACCGCACGGAUUGCUGCGCUUGGUGUGGAAUCCACCGGCGGAGACACAGACGGGAAGAGAUCUAUAACAGCCUCUUCAGAACCAUCGUCUCAGCUCCGAACCGGCACUCACUCCUCGCUCGCUCCUCCUCGCUCCCGCUCUCAAUCGCCUUCACGCCGCGCCCGGCCUUUCGAUCCGACGCUCUACGCGACACGACACAUCGCCCUGAAAUUCGCGUAUCUGGGCGGCCGCUACAACGGCUACGAACACGCGAAUGGGAAUGUCUUGCCCAUGCCGACGGUCGAGGAAGUCCUGUGGAAAGCGUUGCGGAAGACACGACUGAUCAGCCCGUCUGUGCCCGAGGGGGCUGAUCAGUCGAUGGACGUGGUCUGGGAGAAGCAGAGACGGUUGGCGCGGUACACGGAUGGGAAAAGUGGCGGGCGCGACGAAGCAAAGGGGAAGGUCAGGCUCGAUUUGAAUUGGGAUGGGUGUCAGUAUAGUAAGUGCGGCAGGACGGAUAGGGGGGUCAGUGCGUUUGGACAGGUCAUUGGGCUUAGGGUGCGGAGUAAUAGACCGAUCGAAAAGGAACAGAAACAGAAACAGGAGGGGGAAGAGGAAGACACCGAAGGUCAAAAAAACACUGCACAACAAGAGGAUGGAGGGAAAGGAGGAGGUGAUGGCAGAAUGUCCACGAGUGUGGAUCAAUCGGCUAUUGAUGGGAAUCUAGAGCCUACUAUGGUAUCAGUGGAAGCGGGAACAUCCUUUGAUUCUGAUGACCAGAUGCCCUCGAUCGAUACCGACGACCUGGAAGCCGAACCGUACUCGAAACCGUUCGAUCCGAUCAAAGACGAGCUCUCGUACGUGACCAUGCUCAACGCCAUCCUUCCGCCCGACAUUCGCAUUCUCGCGUGGUGUCCCGACCCGCCGGCGAACUUUGACGCUCGCUUUUCCUGCCGAGAGAGACGGUACAAGUAUUUCUUCACGAACCCGGCCUUCUGUCCCACCCCGGGCCCGCGAGGGAUGAGGUACGCGGACGGCCGACCGGGCAAGCGAAGAGAGGGAUGGCUGGAUAUCGAGAAGAUGCGCCAAGCCGCGAAGAAGCUGGAGGGGUUGCAUGAUUUCCGGAAUCUGUGCAAGAUCGAUGCGAGCAAGCAGAUGCCGAGCUGUGAGAGGCGAAUCACGUAUGCAGAUGUCGUAGAGUGUGAUCAGACUGGUAAGAUCUUUUCGCUUCAUCCGGGCUUGAACGAAUCUGGGGCUGCAGUGGAAUCGAACAAUAUCGAUUCCAAGUCUAUCCUGGAAAAUGGCGUAGCAGUCAACAAUUCGGGUCUUCUGAACGGAGAUGCAAGACCCUCUGCGUCGUCGCUAGUCGGAGGCCCGAGAGUCUACACCUUUUGCGUCAACGGCUCGGCAUUCCUCUGGCAUCAAGUCCGGUGCAUGGUGGCUGUUUUGUUUCUGGUAGGCCAGGGACUCGAGGAACCCAGCAUCAUCGACGAAUUACUCGACGUCGACAAGAACCCUGGCAGACCGAUGUACGAGAUGGCGGAUGACGCGCCGCUGGUUUUAUGGGACUGUAUAUUUCCCGACACCGACGCCGACACCGACAAAGGCGACAACAGCAGAGCUGAUCCGCUAUUGACCGACUCGCUGAAUUGGAUCUAUGCCGGCGACCAAGCGGGUCUUGCCGCCCUUCCUGGCAAGAAUGACGGCAAGUUCGGCUCCAACGGUGUUGUCGAGGAAGUGUGGAGCCAAUGGCGACAAGCCAAAAUCCAUGAAGUCCUGGCGGGCAGUCUGCUUGAUUUGACGAUCGGUCAGGGCGACGGGUCUGCCUUGCAGCGGAGUAUCCAGCGAGAUGGGGAGUAUGCUUCGCAUCGCAGGCAGAAGGUGUUUGAUGGUGGGAACAGUGCUCGCCUUGCGGGCAGGUAUGUGUCCGUGAUGAAGAAGCCGAGGAUGGAUUCCUUGCAUGUCCAGAACACCAGAUGGUUGAAUGGCCGCAAGCUGAAACGUGACGCGGCUUUGGCCAGGGAUCAAGCUCAAGCUCAAGUCGAAGAUCAAGUUGAAGGUCAAGUUGAAGGUCAAACUCAAGCUUCCCGUGGCGACCAGGCUUGA